This is a messenger RNA of Mercurialis annua (annual mercury), 1520 nucleotides long. RefSeq lists its product as uncharacterized. Gene Ontology annotation, biological process: protein desumoylation. The record is from RefSeq and is a predicted model, not a curated record. Lineage: Eukaryota; Viridiplantae; Streptophyta; Magnoliopsida; Malpighiales; Euphorbiaceae. Bases 1 to 1413 code for a protein of 470 amino acids. Gene Ontology annotation, cellular component: nucleus. Gene Ontology annotation, molecular function: deSUMOylase activity. The transcript is spliced from 7 exons.
AUGAUAAUUAAUGUUAACAAGAAUGCUAAUGAAGACGGUGAUUCAAAUUUAAAAAAACUGAUGCAAGAUGAAGUUGAUAAGCUUGGUGAUAUCUGCAGUGAUGAGUUUAUAGUAAAUCCAUCUGAUGUUGCUGCUGAAAAUGUUACUGUAGCUGUUCCUUCUGAAAAGGCAUCAUUAGAGAAUGUUAACUCUCAAUCGGAUGAGAUAGCUGACCUGGCUUCUUCUGAGGCAGAUAUAUUGAAGAUUGUUAAUACAAUUUCUGCUUUUAUUCCUGUUGAGAAACAGUUGACUGAACCGGCUGAUUUAGGUGAAAAACUUGAUUUACCUAAUAUCAUAGCUAAAAAUGAUGAAAUAGUUGCUGUUCCGAAAAGUAGACAAAAACUUGUUUUUAAAAGGAAACAAACUCUGAAUCAGGCAGCAGCUGGAUAUGCACUUCUUGAAAGAGUGAAGAAUUUAGAUGCGCCUGAAAAAGUUGCAGCCGUUGGGAAUGCUUUCGUAAAUCAUUGUCCUUUGUUGAUUGAAAGUGUUCACGAUAUGUGUAAUCAGUUCUGGCUUUCUGAAUUCAAUGAUUGGAUUGAAACUAAUACAUAUAAGAAACCACAUCCAUGCGGUGAAAUUUACUAUCCGAGAGAAAAGAUUUUACGGCCAGGAUUCAGACUUGGUGGUGAGGGUAUAACUAUAAAAGAUUUCUUUCAUAAGCUGAAUACACCCGGUGGUUAUUUGGAAUCGAGUCAUAUUGACUGUCUGUUUGCAUACCUGAGGAAGAAGUGUAAAUUUCUGAACAAUAAUUACACGGUUUGUGGAAACUGGUUUGACCAGUAUAUUCAAAACGGGUAUAAACUGUAUUUGGAGACUCAGAAUCUUAUUGAAUUACCACAGUUUGAAGCAAUAUACAAUUUCAUAGUUGGAGAGGAUGGACUUUAUAAGAGGGCCUGGGGUGAUGUCAAGCAUGUGUUAUUUCCGAUUCACCUUAAAGUUGACGGCGAAAAUAAGGACCAUUUUAUUCUUGGAAGGUUAAGUUUUGAUGACAGAAAUUUUUAUGUGUAUAACUCUUUGAGAAAUGACUUAUAUGACGAGUUUGCACGUAAUGCUAUUACUGCAUAUUCAACGUUGUUGCCAUUAAUAUUGGAAUGUGUUGGAUUUUAUGAUCGUGCUGAUAUCAACUUCUACUCUGAUCAUUAUAUUGGAAAGAAUAAAAGUGAUCCCUUUUCUUUUUCGUUUGUAGAAGAUGUUCCUGUUCAACAAGAUUCUGAUUGUGGUGUGUAUGCUGCUGCUUUUGCUGAAUAUCUGAUUGAAGGUGAACGUAUUCCUAGGGCUCUGCGUAUUAAGCAAAUACGUAACAGAUAUGCAGUUAACCUUUACAUGUAUGGUAGGUGGAAGAACAAGACUGGUUAUAUUUCUGAAGAAGACUAGUUGGAAUUUGUUUAUUUUUGGUAAAAUUUAGAUGUUUUUGUAAAUGUUUUUUUGAACAAUUAUUGUAAGACAAUAUUUUUUUUAAUAUGAAUUGUUGAUUUACAGAA